AGCAGGCGGGCGGUGCCGCGAUGCUGCGAGUUGCGGGAAUCCGCGGCCUGGGCCCCGGCCGAUGGAUCAGCGCCGCCCUCCGCCGUCCCGGCCCCGACCCCGGCCCCGGGCACAGCCGCCCCCCGCCACCCAGCCCCGCCUGGCGCGGUGCACUGACCCGGCCCACCGUCCGUCCGAGGAGCGGAGCCGCUGAGGCCCAGAGAGCGGCCGCUGCCGCUCUGCUUGCUGCCCUUGGCAUCUUUCAGCGCGGUGAGAAACCGACGGAGGCCGAGGACCAGAUCAUCCUCCUCAUCAAGCACGCCAAGCUGAGUGCUAUCAAGGGGGAACUCGAGGAUGCUGAGCGUUUUUUACACCAGGCCCUUCACCUGGCCCAGCAGUCACAGCACAACCAGGCCAUCACCUACAUCUACUGUCAGAUGGCGAACCUCGCCUUCCUUCGUGGGGACCUGCUCAGUGCAGAGAAGCUCUUCAAAGCAAGCAUGAGCCAGCUUCUCGGAUCAGGAGCGCAGCAGGAUGACAAUGCCCUCAUCGAGAUGUCUCUGAAGUUAUGCAGCAUCUAUGCCUCCACUGAGCGGGACAAUUUAGCAGUGGAAGGAUACAAGUGGUGCAUUGAGACACUGGAGGAGAAAAUUCGGCGUGAAAAGGCUACGCCUGAGGAAGGUUUGUCAGCUGAAGAGAUGGAGAACAUGCAGCUGCUGCUGGGGAUGAGCCUGGAUUCCUGCGCUCGUUACAUGCUGAUCCGGGGGCAGCUACUGCUGGCCACAGGGAUGUACGAGAAAGCGCUGGCCAUCGCCCAAGACGUACAUGGGGAGACGCACCCACAGACGGUAGUGCUGAUGAAUGACCUGGCCACGGUGUUGGAGCGGAGGGACAAUCACCAGCAAGCCCACAAGCUCGCCAAGAGGGCAUCGAGCCUGGCGAGAGAGAUUGCACACCCGGACCUGCCCGCCAUCCUCAGUAAUGAGGCGGCCAUCCACGCCCAUACAGGGAACUACACUGAGGCCAGGCAGCUGUACAAGGAGGCUUUGGAAGAGGCGAACACGCAGGGCAACGAGCGGCUGAUUGAGCGCAUCCGGGAGGCAAUGGAGGAGCUGGACGCCAGGACCCGCAGCUCCCGUGAUAAAGGGGAGGAGAGGCAGUGAGGGAGCUCUCCACCGCUCCAUGCUCGCAAUCAUUCCCGAGGCCAUGGCACUGUGAUUGCAGUCACAAAGGUUUGGGCUCAAGGUCCACGACAACUCUCAGAUAUGGUAACGAGGGAGAUCAGCAGUAAUGAGGGAGGGGCAGUGAGGGAGCACCGCACUGUGGGAGGGGCAG
Messenger RNA from Leucoraja erinaceus (little skate), 1314 nucleotides. It is a transcript of the gene ttc19, whose product is annotated as tetratricopeptide repeat domain 19. The record is from RefSeq and is a predicted model, not a curated record. Gene Ontology annotation, cellular component: mitochondrial inner membrane. NCBI's taxonomy places the organism in Eukaryota, Metazoa, Chordata, Chondrichthyes, Rajiformes, Rajidae. The coding region runs from base 21 to 1142 and encodes 373 amino acids. Gene Ontology annotation, biological process: mitochondrial respiratory chain complex III assembly. Gene Ontology annotation, molecular function: protein binding. The transcript has 10 exons.